Molecule: messenger RNA, 787 nt
Organism: Labeo rohita (rohu)
Lineage: Eukaryota; Metazoa; Chordata; Actinopteri; Cypriniformes; Cyprinidae
Gene: ypel5
Product: yippee-like 5
Exons: 3
Coding region: 174-539 (121 amino acids)
Source: RefSeq, a predicted model, not a curated record
CAUGCGCAGGACAGAGUCCCGGAUGUUGAUAAACAGUCCACAAGUGUGAGGCUGUCAGACAGGAAAGAAAGAGGACUACAAACAAAGGCUAUAUAAACCAAGAACAGUGUCUCUGAUCAACCUGGAACUUCGUGUUUUUUCUGACAGGUUUGGAGGCGACAGUAAACGCUGCAAUGGGCCGAAUCUUCCUGGAUCACAUCGGAGGGACGCGUCUGUUCUCCUGCGCCAACUGCGACACGAUUCUGACCAACCGGUCCGAGCUGAUAUCCACACGCUUCACCGGAGCCACCGGACGAGCCUUCCUCUUCAACAAGGUGGUGAAUCUGCAGUACAGCGAGGUGCAGGACCGCGUGAUGCUGACCGGCAGACACAUGGUGCGGGACGUGAGCUGUAAGAACUGCAACAGUAAGCUGGGCUGGAUCUACGAGUUCGCCACAGAGGACAGCCAGCGCUACAAGGAGGGCCGCGUGAUCCUGGAGAGAGCGCUGGUGCGGGAGAGCGAGGGCUUCGAGGAGCACGUCCCGUCAGACGCGUCCUGAGCGCCACAGACUCCUCCUCCGUGAUGCCUUACAGACUCGGGCCACGAGCCCGUGACCCCAAACCAACAGCUGAGCAUGUCAGAGCAGCUGUGACGGGUCACACGCGCCAACGAGACCCACGACACGCAUCAGCCUCGAGCCACAAACACAGAGCCGGACCAGGGCUGUUACAGUUAACUUCAAUUAAAUCCAUACAAAUAUUUUUGAUACUUGAAAUAAAUGUUAACUGGAAUAAAAUAUGAAAAAAC